CUCACCUUUUACACAUUGUACAUAUAUUCAUCAUGAGCUGGAAGGGUAUGACAAAAGCCAUUUCACGCUUCCCCCAUCAAAUAUCAUCUAGUUCAAAAAAGGAUGGAUCCUGUGUAUGAUGGUUUAGAAAAACAGUUUGUCAACAAGGUCAAAACAUUGGAACAACUAGCAACAGCAAUAACCACUUUUCGUGAUCAAACCAGUGCUUUACUUGACUAUCAACAAGUUCCUUCUUGGUUGGAAAUCGUUGAACCUACUUUGGAUAAUUCAAAUAAUACAAGUCGAGCUUAUCAAGACUUUGCUAUGGCUAUGGAAUAUUGUAGUCAAGAAGUUCGUCAGUCUUUAGAUCAACUUGAUUCCACCACUGUUCAACCAUUGACCACUUGCUUAUCCAUGACAAAAUCCAUUCAAAAAAGUAUCACCAAACGCCAACACAAACUUAUUGAUUACGACCGAUUUCGCCUUUCUUACCAAAAGCUCAGUAACAUGGCUGAUAAGAGUCCUAGCGAAGAGAAGAACGUAUUCAAACUGGAAUCUCAACUGGAUGCUGCAACCAAGGAUUAUUUUUAUAUGAAUGAUUUACUCAAAACGGAAUUAGAACAAUUUUUAGCUUUAGUACAACAACUUAUUCCUCUUUUGACUGAUACUAUCUACAAUACUCAAUGUCAAAUAUAUGGUGGUAUCUAUGCACGCAUCUAUGAAAUUGUUACUAGUCAUUCUGGUUUGGCCUUUACUACUAUGGAUCAAUCGAUUGAACAAGGUUUCCAAACUCGCUGGAAUCAACGUGAUGUGGAUCAAGAAUUGAGACAAUUGGAUGUUUUACAGAAAGGUGCUGUUUAUAGUCAAUCUUCAGGAACUUUGUCUUUGCAAGAACGUGCAGCACUUGCAACAACUUCAUCAUCAUUAUCAUCACAAUCACCAAUACCUAGUAAAGGUACAUCAUCAUUUAUUGGAUUACAACCACAACAAAAACCACCACUUUAUCAUCAACAGCAACACUCAUCAACAUCGUCAGUACCUACACAACAAUAUCAUCAUCAACAACAGUAUCAAUCUCAGUCACCAGUACCUACACAACAAAAGACACGUCGUCCUCCACCACCACCACCACCCAAACCAAAAACAUUCAGUAAACCAAUAGAAUAUGCUCAAGCUUUGUAUGAUUUCGAAGCGCAAGAACAAGGUGAUCUACCUUUACGACAGGGGGAUACUAUUGAAAUAAUCGAAAAGACGCCUGAUGCAGUUGAUUGGUGGAAAGGAAGAAUAGGACAGCAAGUAGGGAUAUUUCCAGGAAAUUACAUACAAUUAAUAUGAAAGAAAAAAAAAAAUAGUUAUCUAGUUAGUUUGUGUAGUUAUAUAUAUAUUGUUGUGGUUUAAUAAAUCGGGGUUAGACGCGGAUGACUAAAAUAGAGA
This is a messenger RNA of Halteromyces radiatus, 1413 nucleotides long. RefSeq lists its product as uncharacterized. Gene Ontology annotation, cellular component: Rvs161p-Rvs167p complex; medial cortex; actin cortical patch. Gene Ontology annotation, biological process: plasma membrane tubulation; endocytosis; actin cortical patch localization. The record is from RefSeq and is a predicted model, not a curated record. The transcript is spliced from 6 exons. The coding region runs from base 103 to 1314 and encodes 403 amino acids. Lineage: Eukaryota; Fungi; Mucoromycota; Mucoromycetes; Mucorales; Cunninghamellaceae. Gene Ontology annotation, molecular function: lipid binding; protein binding.